AUGACGAGUUUGUGGUCAACCGUGUCCAACUUGUCUUCAUGGCUCUAUUCCUUUUUCUCGUUGCGUCAAGCUGGGCACCUGCAGUGUGGAUCAUUACUGGAGAAAUCCCUUGCACUGCUACAAGAUCCAGGGAUAUUGGGAUUUCCGCCGGAGUUCACUGGCUAUGGGCAAUUUUCGCAUCUGUCUAUACACCAUAUCUCAUCGAGAUUGAAUGGAUCAGACGGUCUGCGAUCUUUUUGA
Fusarium odoratissimum NRRL 54006 is the source of this 240-nucleotide messenger RNA. RefSeq lists its product as uncharacterized. Lineage: Eukaryota; Fungi; Ascomycota; Sordariomycetes; Hypocreales; Nectriaceae. The coding region runs from base 1 to 240 and encodes 79 amino acids. The record is from RefSeq and is a predicted model, not a curated record. The transcript has a single exon.